Oppia nitens is the source of this 783-nucleotide messenger RNA. It is a transcript of the gene ORMDL, whose product is annotated as ORM1-like protein 3. Gene Ontology annotation, biological process: negative regulation of ceramide biosynthetic process; ceramide metabolic process; intracellular sphingolipid homeostasis. NCBI's taxonomy places the organism in Eukaryota, Metazoa, Arthropoda, Arachnida, Sarcoptiformes, Oppiidae. The record is from RefSeq and is a predicted model, not a curated record. The coding region runs from base 142 to 753 and encodes 203 amino acids. Gene Ontology annotation, cellular component: endoplasmic reticulum membrane. The transcript has 3 exons.
ACAACAAUAUAUAUAAUGUAUAUAUAAAAAGYAGACACUGUUUAGUAGUAAUAAUAAUCGCAAGUAAUUUGUUUAACAAAUAUAUUAUAGUUUUUCUCUCUCUCUCUCUCUCUGUGUAUACCUAUCGGUGCUGUUAUUUAAAUGAACAAUCAGUUGCCUAUUGUGACCAACAACUAUUGUCCGCAUAAUAUGUCGCAAACAACAACCGAUUCCGGCGGCCAUAAUAAUAAGGACAGCUUAUCGGUGCGGUCGACAAAACCAUCGCCGGUAAUGGCAAUGAUGGCCGCAUUGAUAAUGCUCGGCGGGACACCGGCCGAACUUAAUCCGAACGCUUCGUGGCUCAACUCGCGCGGUAUGUGGCUGUCCUAUGUGGUGGCCGUACUGGCCCUUCAUCUCAUACUACUGUCCUAUCCGUUCAUUACGGUAGCAAUGGUCUGGACAUUGACCAAUGUUUUACACAAUUUGGUGAUGUUUGUAUUGCUUCACGUAAUAAAGGGUACGCCCUGGGAAAGUGGUGAUCAGGGACGACAACGAAAGCUCACUCACUGGGAACAGAUUGACGACGGCAUACAGUUUACACAGACCCGCAAAUUCUUGACCAUUGUUCCCAUAAUAUUGUUUUUUCUGACAUCGUUUUAUACGAAAUACGAUUCAAUACAUUUUGUGGUCAAUUUUGCCGCAUUGGUGUUGGUUUUGGUGCCAAAAUUACCGCAUUUUCAUGGCGUCCGACUCUUCGGUAUCAAUAAAUACUAAGAGUGAGUGAAUGUGUGUGUGUGUGUGUGU